AUGGCUUAUGAGGGUUACAGCUCCAAGUACUUGGCCGGAUGGGUCCUACAAAGCGUCAGCAUACCCUUCGUACACGUGGGGGCGGCGUCCGUCUUCCUCUCUCUCUUCUACCUCACCCGGGUCCUCGCCCGUCCCCCGUCCGACGAGACAUCCAGGGGGCUCCGUGAGGGGCAGAAGUGGGCUAUCGGCGCCUUCGUCUGGGUGUGCCUGGCCAGCAUCACCUCCAUGGGCCUCUCCAUCAGCCUUUGGGCUCCGCGGGCUGUGGGCCUUGAUUACUUCACCUCGUCCUACGCCGCCCGCAGCCUGGCCAGCUUCGUUUUCGACAUAGCACUCUACGUAACAGACCUGAUCUGCGCCAUUAGCGUCCUGGUUUACAUUGUCAAGGCCCGCAAGAAACUCCUUGGUACCCCGCUGCAAAAGGCCUCGAACAACCUGCUCGCAUGCGGAAUUCUCUGGCUAAUCCACGUCGUGUGGCUGGUGUUGUUCAUUCUCUUGACCAACUUGGCAUAUUAUGCCUACACUGGCGAGCCGUUGGGGUGCUUCUUAAUCAUCCUCGACGUCUUGCUCGACAUCUAUCUGACGUUUGUUGUCCUCGUACUCCUGUAUGUGCUGGUAGCCAAGGACAAGUAUGCCGUGUGGCAGCCCCAAGAGCAGGAGCAGAAGCAGGAGCAGCCUGUUGUCUAG
Messenger RNA from Colletotrichum graminicola M1.001, 684 nucleotides. RefSeq lists its product as uncharacterized. Lineage: Eukaryota; Fungi; Ascomycota; Sordariomycetes; Glomerellales; Glomerellaceae. The record is from RefSeq and is a predicted model, not a curated record. The transcript has 2 exons. Bases 1 to 684 code for a protein of 227 amino acids.